Messenger RNA from Nicotiana tabacum (common tobacco), 3752 nucleotides. The record is from RefSeq and is a predicted model, not a curated record. Lineage: Eukaryota; Viridiplantae; Streptophyta; Magnoliopsida; Solanales; Solanaceae.
AUCCUUUUUUCUCUCUCUCUCUGGUUUUCCCUCUGCUAUGUUCUCAGAAUUGCAGCUUUCUGCUUCGGUUUUAUUCCUUUACACUAUUCAACUACAAAACAAGUGUACGUUAUUACUAGACUAGAUUUCAUGGGGUUAUAUGAGGCAGGGUGUGCAAUUAUUUUAGAGGAUGAAGCUCAUUCAUUUUUCCCUGAUCCAAAUCUGAUUAAUAAUCUCAGAGUUAAUGAUAAUUUAGUCAAUAGGAAUCAUGUUGACAUUAGUCCAUUUCAAUCAAAUACUUUAGUCCCAUCAACUGCAGAUGAGGAUUAUGAUUUUAGUGAUGUGGUGCUUAAGUAUAUAAAUCAGAUGCUAAUGGAAGAGGAUAUUGAAGAAAUGUCUUGUAUGUUUCAAGAGUCUGCAGCUCUUCGAGCUGCAGAACAAUCGUUUUACGAAGUCAUUGGGGAGGAGUACCCUUCUCCCCCGAUUGUUGAGAAACCGUCCAAUUUAGGUCAGAAUGGACAUUAUACUAGGGAAACUAGCCACUUUUACUAUAGUGGAAAUGAUGGUUGUGAUGGCAUACCAUGCCCGAAUUGGAAUCUUGAUCUCGGUGGGGAUGACGUGCCAUACGUGUCACAUUUUCCUGAUGGUGUUGCUUUGCGUUCAACUUCUUGGUCGCCUCACAGUUCGUCAAGUACUGUCACGGAUGUGCCUGUGGAUUCUCCUGUGAACACACUUAGGAUUCCUGAUAUAUUUAGUGAUAGAGAGUCUAUUAUGCAGUUUAAGAAAGGGGUGGAGGAGGCAAGUAAGUUCAUUCCUCGGGGCAAUAGUUUGUUUGCUGAUGUGAGGUAUAAUGCCAUGGGAAACGAGCAAAAUGAAGAGAGAAAAGAUGCAGUAGUAAAAGUUGCGAAAUAUGGAGAAAAGCAAUCUCCUGAAAGGUCAAGAGGGAAGAAAAACACUCUUCAAGAAGAUGUAGUAGAUUCAAUGGAAGAAAGAAAUAACAAGCAGUCUGCAGUGUUUUAUGAAUCAACUGUACGAUCAGAAAUGUUCGAUAGGGUGCUGCUAUGCAAUGCAGGAAAAGAUGAAUCUGCUCUUCGCGAGACCUGGCAGACUAUAUCAAGGCGAAAUGCGUUAGAGAACGGCGUUUCAAAGGGAUCUAAUGGUAAGAAGUCGCAAGGAAAGAAACAAGGGGGUAAAAGAAAUGUAGUGGACUUGAGUAAGAAUUCACAAGCAAAGAAACAAGGGGGUAAAAGAGAUGUAGUAGACUUGAGAACACUCUUGACACUUUGUGCACAAGCUGUUGCUGCGGAAAAUCGAAGGACAGCAAAUGAGCUUCUGAAGGAGAUCAGGCAAGGUUCUUCUCCAAUGGGGGAUGGGAUGCAGAGGUUAGCCCAUUAUUUUGCUAAUGGUCUUGAGGCACGGAUGGCGGGUUCUGGUACUCAUAUUUAUAAAGCCCUUAUUACACGGCCUGUAUCAGCGGCUGAUGUCUUGAAAGGUUACCAGUUACUGCUUGCUGCCUGCCCGUUCAGGAAGAUCUCUAACUUUUUCUCAAAUAAGGCAAUUAUGAAUCUAGCUGAAAAUGAUUCAACUGUACAUAUUAUAGAUAUUGGUAUUAUGUGGGGUUUCCAAUGGCCUGCCCUCAUACAACGUCUCUCUUCUAGACCGGGUGGACCUCCCAAGCUUCGUAUAACUGGGAUUGAUUUUCCACAUCCUGGUUUUCGACCAGCAGUGAGGGUUGAGGAAACGGGGAGACGGUUAACUAACUAUGCUGAGCGUUUCAAUGUUCCUUUUGAGUUCAAUGCUAUAGCGCAGAAGUGGGAAACAAUUAAACUUGAGGAUCUGAAGAUCAAUAAGGGUGAGGUUCUUGUGGUGAACUGUCUGUACCGUUUUAGGAAUCUACUUGAUGAGACUGUGGAUGUAAAUAGUCCAAGAGAUGUUGUUCUAAAUCUUAUCAGGAAGUUGAAUCCAGAUGUUUUCAUACUGGGGAUUGUAAAUGGCGCUUAUAAUGCCCCAUUCUUUAUCACACGAUUCCGCGAGGCUCUUUUCCAUUACUCAUCCUUGUUUGAUAUGCUUGAAGCUAAUAUUCCCCGGGAAGUACACGAGAGAAUGCUGAUUGAAAAGAAUAUACUUGGUCGGGAGGCAAUGAAUGUCAUCGCGUGCGAAACAGCUGAGAGAAUUGAACGGCCAGAAACAUACAAACAGUGGCAAGUCCGAAUUAUGAAAGCUGGUUUUCGACAGCUGCCUUUGGAUGAGGAGAUCAUGAGAAUGGCAACAGAACGAUUCAAGGUAUAUGACAAGAAUUUCGUGAUCGAUGUAGAUAGUGAAUGGCUACUGCACGGAUGGAAGGGUCGUAUCGGAUAUGCACUUUCCACAUGGAAGGCAGCUUGUUAAAUGAGCUGAUGAAUGUGUUAACAAGUACAACUGUGAAGGCUAUGUUCAUAACACUGUUUCGCCUAUGGGGAGCGGAUUGCGUUCCUUCCCUAAUGCAAUGAGCUGUGGUAAUCGCAACAGGAGAGAGGAAUGGCAACACAAUGUUGGAGCAGCAUCUGUGUCUGGUAAAACUCAUUUCGCCUGGGUAUGACAUUAACAGUAUUGAGCAAAUAGGCAAUAAUAGUAGGUAGCAGUGUGUGUAUUGGCUUCUUUUCAUUUGUAUUUUACAUCAACCAUGUUAGUUACAUCAACCAUGUUAGUUAUAUGUAGCAUAUACAAUGAUUUGUGAAGGUGUUAUAGGUGUCUUCUCUACUAAUAAAGGCGAGUUCUAGCAUGAUUUUUGUCCAUUUGGGUUCUUCUCCUCACAAGUUCAGUGCAGGGGAAACAGAUCCAAUUUUCUCCCUAGCCUUUCUUCUAAAAGAUGGCGCAACCUAUAUAAAAGAAUUCUUGAUUAAUAUGCUUCUAUAACUUAAACACUUUGGGUUCGUUUGGUACUAUGGAUAAACAAAAAUAAUCAUGGGAUAAAAAUUUAGUACUGCCUUAUCCAUUGUUUGGUUACUAAUUCUGGGAUAAGUUGUCUCGGAAUUAAAAAUAGUACCGGAAUAACUUAUAUCUGCCAGAGGAUGAAAUAAUAAUCACAGGAUAAGUUAUCUCAAAAUAAAAUAAUAAAAUUGACAAUCUUAGGAUUAAUACAACAUAUCAAACAGUCAAUAAAAAUAAUACAGCAUAAUUAAUAAUUUGUCUUCAAACCAAACGACGCCUGAGAUAUCCAAUGGGAUUAGUUAUCCCACUUCUAUAUGAGAUAACUAAUCGCAUCAUUUUAGCAUAAAACUUAUUCCCGAAUUAACUAAUACCCCAAACCAAACAUAGAAUAAAGUUAAUCCCAAACUUUAUUCCGGGAUUAUUAUCCUAAUUCCAUAUACCAAACGACCCCUAAACAUCAUCUUUGGCCAAUAUUAACAUUGUUCUUUAUCUAUCUUCUGCUACUUGGCCAAUAUUGACAUUAUGCUCAAUGUUUUCUUCUUUUCACAUUGGAGACAAUAAGUUUAACAUUUUUGUUAUGAAGAAGAAUCAAAAGAUUAUAUUAUUUCAUCACAUUGCAAAAUCCCAUAUACAAAAGAACAAAGAAUCAAUACAAUAAUAUUUCAUCAUCCAACCAAUUUGAACAACAUAUGCCUCUCCCAAUUUUAAAAAAGAAAAUCCAAAACCUCAACUUCUUAAUGCCUUAAUACAGCAAACAAAGACACGAGCAAAGAAGUUCCAAUCAAAACACCAGAAACCGGCAAAGAGAAACCCGCCCCGGCAUCAGGCGACGGAGCUGGUGCAAGACUAGGCUCCUGAGCCGA